Molecule: messenger RNA, 2144 nt
Organism: Telopea speciosissima
Lineage: Eukaryota; Viridiplantae; Streptophyta; Magnoliopsida; Proteales; Proteaceae
Product: L-type lectin-domain containing receptor kinase IX.1-like
Exons: 1
Coding region: 28-2118 (696 amino acids)
Biological process (GO): protein phosphorylation
Cellular component (GO): plasma membrane
Molecular function (GO): protein kinase activity; carbohydrate binding; ATP binding
Source: RefSeq, a predicted model, not a curated record
AGAAUUUCUUCUCAUCAUCAUCUCAACAUGAAUCUUCUGGGCCUUGUUCUCCUUCAAAUUUCCAUUUUCUUCUUCAGAUUAAUCCACUCUGCAAAUUCAACUUCCUUCAAUUUCACCAGUUUCCAAUCAAACACAGCAGAUAUCAAUUUCGAAGGCGAUGCACAUGUAUCUGGCAACAUCAUUCAACUCACCAAAAACCAAACCAAUAUUGCCAAUUAUGGUCGAGCAACGUAUACUCAACCAGUUCAGCUAUGGGACUCAACCACUGGUAUGUUAGCAGAUUUCAACACUCACUGCACCUUCCUCAUAAAUGGUGACACCAUUGUCAAUGGACUUGCCUUCUUCUUUGCUCCCAAUGGUUCAACUGCUCCUCCAAAUUCAACAGGUGGGUUCCUUGGCCUUGUUAAUACUAAUUCCACUACUGCUGGUAAAUUUAUCGCUAUGGAGUAUGAUACUCAUCAGGAUACCUGGGAUCCAAGCAAUAAUCAUGUAGGUAUGAACAUCGGUUCCAUCAUAUCAGAUCAAACACUGAACUGGAAUACUACUAUGACAAAUAAAUUGGCUAAUGCUUGGCUUAGCUAUGAUGCAAGUACUCUGCUUUUGAGUCUCUAUUUGACUUAUGUUGCAAAUCCAGUUUUUAGUGGGGAAACUACUCUUACUAAGAGUAUUAAUCUGAAGGAUUAUUUAACAGAAUGGGUUACAAUUGGGUUUUCAGCUGGUACCAGCACAUCCACUGAGACACAAAAUAUUUACUCUUGGCAAUUCUCUUCCAGCUUCAACACUGGGGCUGUGGUUGGAACAUCAUCAAAGAAUAAGGUUGGAUUGGUGGUAGGAAUUGUUGUUGGUUCAGUUGUCUUGAUUAUUGGGUUGAGUCUAAUUGGUUAUUUGUUUGUGUUGAGGAAGGGGAAAAGAGGGAAAGAAGAAAGUGAUGUGGCCUUUGAAUUGGCCAUGGAAGAUGAGUUUGAGAAGGGAACAGGGCCUAGGAAGUUCUCUUAUCAUGAAUUAGUUAAGGCAACAGAAAACUUCAAUGAUAAAAGGAAGCUAGGAGAAGGAGGUUUUGGAGGUGUUUAUAAAGGCUUUUUGAGUGAUUUGAAUAUGGAUGUGGCAGUAAAGAGAGUCUCCAAGGGUUCUAAACAAGGUGUGAAGGAGUAUGUAUCAGAGAUAAAGGUCAUUAGCCGAUUAAGACACCGGAAUCUGGUUCAGCUCGUUGGUUGGUGCCAUGAACGAGGUGAUCUUCUACUUGUUUAUGAGUACAUGGAGAAGGCGAGCCUUGAUUUUCAUAUCUUCCGUGGAACAAUAACGAUGUUACCUUGGGAAAUUAGGCACAAGAUUGCUCAUGGCUUGGCUUCUGCAUUGCUCUAUCUACAUGAAGAAUGGGAACAAUGUGUGGUUCAUCGCGAUAUCAAGUCCAGUAAUGUGAUGUUAGACUCCAAUUUCAAUGCCAAGCUUGGAGAUUUCGGGUUAGCCAGGCUAGUAGACCAUCAAUUGGGAUCACAAACAACAGUCUUGGCUGGCACCAUGGGUUACAUGGCCCCUGAGUGUGUCACAACUGGUAAGGCAAGUAAAGAAUCAGAUGUUUAUAGCUUUGGAGUUGUUGCUUUAGAAAUUGCUUGUGGAAGAAGGGCUGUGGAACACAAGGAGGAAUCAAGUAAAGUAGCUCUUGUAGCAUGGGUUUGGGAGCUCUAUGGCAGUGGAAGGCUUCUUGAAGCAGUUGACCCGAGACUUGAAAUGGAUUUCGAUGAGAAACAAAUGGAGAGAUUGUUGGUUGUUGGAUUAUGGUGUGCUCACCUUGAUCCAAGUUUACGCCCGUCGAUUAGGCAAGCGAUUAAUGUUCUCAGUUUUGAAACUGAGAUGCCCAAUCUUCCUUCAAAGAUGUCUAUGCCUUCUUACUUUUCUCCUUUGUUGAACUCAUUUCCAUUCUCUCAUGUAUCAUCCAACGAUACUGCUACUACUACUACUACUGAUGCUGCUGUUGCUGCUGCGAGAGAACACCAAACACAGUAUUCAACAAGUACCUGCACCACUACUGAUUCAUCCAUGCCAACCAUGUCUUCUUUUGCUUCUUCCUCUGGAUCCCCUGCAACCCUCUUGUAUGAUUUUAAGAAAACCAACAUAUAAUAGUAAAAUGUAGCUAUUUAGGGCUG